Molecule: messenger RNA, 9744 nt
Organism: Oncorhynchus kisutch (coho salmon)
Lineage: Eukaryota; Metazoa; Chordata; Actinopteri; Salmoniformes; Salmonidae
Gene: mcf2b
Product: MCF.2 cell line derived transforming sequence b
Exons: 27
Coding region: 123-3194 (1023 amino acids)
Biological process (GO): intracellular signal transduction; dendrite development
Cellular component (GO): cytoplasm
Molecular function (GO): guanyl-nucleotide exchange factor activity
Source: RefSeq, a predicted model, not a curated record
GCUGCGGCUGCUCACUACUGCCGAGAGUCCCGCGCAGUACUGAUGGAGGGAGGGAAGUUGUGAGGCGGCGAGAUAUCCCCUUAAAAUAGGGUGAUAUCCCCUAGAAAGGCCAACCCAAAACCAUGGCGGAGGCCAAUCCUUUUAGGGGACUGCCCCGUUUGCGGAGGGCCGCGAUGUCCUUCCCGGGGAAUCUCCACCUGGUGUUGGUUCUGCGGCCCACCAGCCUCCUGCAGAGUCCCUCAGGCACCGGCACUGACUUGGGCUUCCGCUUCAGCCAGGAUGACUUCAUGCUCAAGAUGCCGGUGGUUAUGCUCAGUUCGGUUACGGACCUGCUUCGCUACAUCGAUGAGAACCAGCUGACCUCAGAGUUUGGUGGAACUCUGGAGUACUGCCAUAGUGACUGGGUUGUCCUUCGUACGGCUAUUGAGAGCUUUGCCGUGACUGUCAAGGAGAUAGCCCAGUUGCUGCAGUCGUUCGGCACCGAGCUCGCCGAGACCGAGCUUCCAGAUGAGGCCGACGCCAUCGAGUUCCUCCUCAGAUCCCACACUGACAAAUACAGGCAGCUGAAAGAUGACAUCAGGUCAGUGAUGCGGGAGGGCCGUCACUUGCUCUCCAACUUGGAAGCCGCCAAGGCAGCUAAAGCUGAUGGCCAGGAGGACAAAGAUAUCAAACAGGACUGGGACACGGUGCAGAGGCUUCUGGCCCAACUACGGGACAUGGAGAUGGCUUUUGAUGGCUUUUUUGAGAAGCAUCACCUGAAACUGCAGCAGUACCUUCAGCUGAUGAGAUAUGAGAUGAGCUUUCAUGAGAUGGAGGAGAUCCUGGACCAGCUGUCUGGUCAGGAGAAGGAGGUCGCUGCCGUGGGCGGGACUGUGGUUCAGACAGAACAGCUAUUAAAAGAUCUGGAGACACUGGACACCCGCGCACAGGAAGAGAUGGGCCGCGCCCAGAUCAUCAUCCUGCGCGGCCACCAGCUGGCCACCGGUCACCACUAUGCUCUGGCCCUGAUCGUCCAGCGGUGCAACGAGCUGCGGCACCACUGUGACGUGCUGACCACCGCUAUCCGAGCCAAACGGGCUACCCUCACCCGCAUACACCACCUGCUGCUGCGUCUGGAAGAGGCCCGGCGCUGGUGUGACGAGGGGGCUUACCUCUUAGCCAAUCAGCUGGUGGAUAAGUUCCAGUCCAAGGAGGGAGCUCAGGGAGCGCUGCAGGAUAUAGAGAGACUCCAGGAGGAGACACCGUUGUGUCUGAGCCAAAGCCCUGAUGUCCUCAGUCUGGAGUUUGAGGCCAUCCUGACCCCUCAGCUAGAGUCUCAGAUUGGGGUGGCCACUGAGAAGCUGUCUGCCAUGCAGAGAAUGAUCCACAACAGACAGGCAUGUCUGAGGAAGCUGGCUGACAUUCAGGUGCGGCCCAUCCAGCUGGUGGCCCCUCGGCCUGAGCACUCUCCCCGGUGCAAAUCCCCUCUCUUCUCCCCCAAACACAGUGUAGAUUUCAACUCGGUUCUCAACUCAAGGUUCUCUUUUGACCUCUUACCUGGCAAGAGGGCAGCUCGGAAAAGCCCUCGAAAGAUAGAGGUGAUGCAUGACUAUGAGGAGAACCGCAACUCUCUCUCCUACGGCCAGGAGGGAGAGGAGAGCCCAGACCAGCUGAAACGACACAUAAUCAAAGAGCUUAUUGAGACAGAGAGGAUCUAUGUAGAGGAGCUGCUCUCUGUCUUGCUGGGUUACAGGGCAGAGAUGGAUAACCCCGCCCUCUCCAACCUACUGCCCUCUGCCCUGCGCAGCAAGAAGGAGGUCCUCUUCGGGAAUAUGCCAGAGAUCUACAAAUUCCAUAGCAGGACCUUCCUCCAGGACUUGGAGGGAUGCCUGGAGACUCCCGAGAGGGUUGGAGCAUGCUUUCUACGACGGAAAGAAAAGUUCCAGGUGUACGAGCGUUACUGUCAGAACAAGCCGCACUCCGAGUUGCUAUGGAGACAGUGCUCUGCUUCCCUCUUCUUCCAGGAGUGUCAGAAGAAGCUGGAGCACAAACUGGGGUUGGACUCGUACCUCCUAAAGCCUGUCCAGAGACUGACUAAGUACCAGCUGCUGCUGAAGGAGCUGUUGAAGCACAGUGCAGACAGUGAUUAUAUAUCUGAGCUGCAGGGGGCACUAGAGUCCAUGCUGGAUCUCCUCAAGUCUGUCAACGACUCCAUGCACCAGAUCGCCAUCACAGGUUAUGAGGGGGAGCUGAGUGACCUGGGCCGGGUGCUAAUGCAGGGCUCCUUCAGUGUGUGGAUCAGCCAUAAGAGGGGCCCGACGAGGAUGAAGGCCCGUUUCAAACCCAUGCAGAGGCACCUCUUCCUGCAUGAGCACGCUCUGCUCUUCUGCAAGCGCCGUGAGGAGCAUGGGGAGGGCCACGACCGCACCCCCUUCUACAGCUUCAAGCACUGCCUGAGGAUGAGUGCUGUUGGCAUCACUGAGAAUGUCAAAGGAGACGUGAAGAAGUUUGAGCUCUGGUACAGUGGCAGAGAGGAGGUGUACGUUGUUCAGGCCCCGACGUUCCAGAUCAAGAUCACCUGGCUCACCGAGAUCAGGAAAAUUCUCACCAACCAGCAGAGGCUCCUCCAAGGUUUCUACUUUGCGUCUACUUGUCUGUCAGCUUCCAUGUUGGAAGACAUUCCCCCUAUUCAACUCUCAGAGCAGACUCCUCUGUCUCCUCCCUCUACUGACAGUAAGCCUCCAGACCAGUCCCUCAGCACGGAGGAGGCCGAGUCAUCAGGCCGCACCAGCCCCGUCCUCACAGACCCCGUGGUCUUCUCCCCUCAGCCCCAGCACAACAAUCGACGCAGUUGGCCUGGCACCUCCCACUCAGUGGACAUCUGUGAGGGUCCGGAGGACUGGAGCACCACUGACUUGUCCAACCUGUCAGACUCUGACGAGGAGGACGACCCUACUCCACUGGUUCCUGGGAGGUACAGGGCCCUGGUGGAAAGUAGUGUGUGCAGUACAGAUGACCUCAUCAUUAAGUGUGGCGAUGUCAUCCAGCUUCUGGAUCAGGACACUGUAGGGAAGUGGCUCGUGAGGAAUGUCAGUCGUUGUGAUGAGGGUCGGGUCUCAGCUGAUAACCUGCACAGGAUUCUGGGAGAGAGUGGCCGUGCCCACUCAGGCAGGAUGGAAGGGAAUCAGAAAACCCGGAAGCUCAGCUCUCUCUGAAUGAAGCACGUGCCAUCCACCCUCCGUCCGGACACAACCUCGGACCCCACAACUGUCGUCCUGACAUCCUUCCCAUCCAAGGUCAUCUUUCCUGGAGUCUCCAGGGGCCUUGAACAUGCUGCCAGAGACCGACCAGUCAUCAAUCAAACCAGAGGAUCUGAAGGGUCGACUUUGCCUUCUUUUAACCGUCUAUCUCCAGAAAUGUAUAAUAAUCACCACCAUAUUAAUACCAUGACGAUAAAACCACAAGGACGUCUUUUUACAUUUCCUCCAGAGGGUGCAUGUGUUGCCGUGGGUAACGUCCCUACCCACGUCAAGCAAACAACCUCGAGCACAAGGCAGUGGACUGAGUCUACUUUCCGACCCCCGGGCAGCAUCACAACAUCACCUUAAAGAACUGUCACCCUGGGAGAUAGGAUCUCCAUGUCUUCAUUUUCCUGGAUGAGAUGCAUGAACUGUUUCUAGUCCACUUUAUAAAUGCAUUUACUUAGAAAAGGACUGUUUUACUUCUGUUACAGUGAAAGUGAAUCCAAUCUCUCUUUUUUUUACAUGUGUGUGUAAAUAUCAUGGUUCAUGAUAGACCAUAACAGAUUUCAACAUAUCGUCAAUGCCAGGUUAUGUGCCAAAACAUGCUAUUGUACAGUUUCCCUGUCUGCUUUAUUUGUUAGAACAGCCUCAUUUUGUACCACUCUCAUUAUCCCCAAUUACUAUGGUAAAUAGCUGACAUUUCAGUGUGAAAGCUAACAGCAAGCAAACUGUGCCAAGCGUUGUAUUUCUCUGCUCACUAUUCUGCAUGAAUGUCGACAGGGUGUUGCAAGUGGUCAGUUCCAAGUUGAACAUUGCCGAAUGCUUCUUUUUAUGUGCACUGCAGUUUUGUGCCAGUAGGGGGUGGUGUGUCAGUCGUCUGACCAUUUGACGUGGGAGGAGGGUCCCGCGGUGCUGCUGCCGCUGCCGCAACUUCUGCUGCUGAGUGAGUGUGAUGAUUGGAUGUUGCAGCUUCUAUAUAAAUUCUCCACAUAGACGGACGUUGGGGAUUCAUGCGAAUCUACAGAGAAUUUCAUAUAUGAUAUGGAUGGAAAUUAUUUUACCAAAUACAAGCACAAGAGGAUCUGAUGGGAGAGUAUUUCUUUACAUUCUAGUAAUUUAGCAGACACUCUUAUCCAUUUUCAUAAAUGUUUUAACUUAACUUUAUUUUUUUAUUUUUUUUCUUUAUGGGUGUGGAUGUGCAUUUUGUAAAUAUUGACUGAUACUACUGUACAAGGCGUAGGCCUCUGGGUCAGUCCCUAAUGUUUCUGAAUCUGCCUGACUAUUUUGAAUAACUUACAGAAGACAUUCAAAGAGACAUCAUUUCCCGGAUCCCUUUUAAUUAAUCAACAAAGAGUAAAUCAGCUCAGUUAAACAUUACAUAAUGGUAAUCAUCCAAAACGUUAAGUAACGUAAGGGCAGGGGGGGGUCUUGGACCUCUCAGACAUCAGGCUCAGAAUUGGAACCAAUGCUUCUAAGCCCAGUCACGUUGGAGAUCCACGGGAAGUAACGUGACACACGUGUGUAGAUGCCAUACUUCCCUUCCUUGGCGCACUCCUCCCCCCAGCUCACGAUGCCUGUCAGAAACCAAGUGUCCCGGUACUGGGUGACAUGGGGACCGCCACUGUCCCCCUGGCAUGAAUCCUUCUGCUCGCUGCGGUAACCGGCGCAAAACAUGAAGCGGGACACCCGUUCUGCGCUGCUGCCCUUGCACUCGGUCCUGUCCACGUAGGGCACCUCCACCUUCUGCAGUAUGGAGGACUCAGGGCCCUGGAAGCGCAUCCUGCCCCAGCCGCUGACCACCGAGCUAGAGGCCUCCCUCAGCAGCGUCUCAGUGAAGUCCUUGGGCCCCAGACAGAUGGGGAGGCUGUAGUCAGAGAGGCGUGCGGGCGUGCGGAGCUUGAGCAGGGCUAUGUCGUGGUUGUACUGACUUAUCUUGGCGUCGUAUCUCGGGUGCAUGUGAUGCUCAGCCACAGCGUGGUCAUGCUCCGUCCCCUCCUUGACCUGCAUGUUGUGCUCCCCUGGAGAGAGGCAUUGUGAUCAGAUGAACAUUAUUUUGAAUGACUGAAGCCCAAAUACCAAAUAGGCAGUCACUCCUACUUGGUUUGACUCACCAACUCUGAUGAAGAAGGUUCCAAUCUUGCCCUCGUUCAGGCAGUGGGCAGCGGUGAUGACCCACAUCUCACUGAGGAGGGUGCCACCACAGAAGUUCUGCCCGGUCAGCUUGCUCAUCAGGGACACCUGGCAGUGUCCCGGAGGUUAGCACAGACAACCGCAGUCUAAACACAUUGACUGGAGGGGCUUAGUUACACUCACACACUCACACGACUGGCCUACCUGCCAGGGGAUCUCCCCAGGUUUCACUGUGUUUCCCCCAACGAUGCGCUGGUCGCUGGAUGUCUCUUCCUGGAUGGUGGGCAGUGUUGGGAAGAAGGCCCAGGAGGGCAAGUCCCCCAGCACUGAGGAAGAGUGGCUGCUACUGGUGCUGCUGACGCGGUGGGGGGUUGUGGUGGUGGCGUUGACCGCAAGAGAAUCCAAGGUGUUGUUCACAGAGGCCUCCGGUGUCUCAGUGAUGUUGAGGGCGUUGUCGUAGGACUGCUGAGUCUGAUCAACAUUUACGGCUGUGAUGAUCGACCGAGAGGACAGUGUUGCACUUAUAGCCUUGCCAAGAUGACCACAGGGGAAUGGUCCUGGCCAAAACAAACAUAGAUGAGACCGGUUGAAAAAUAGAUGAUAGAUGAUUUAAAUCAACGCAAAGAGAACAUGGUGCACGAAUUUAUAUGCAAGAUCAAUCAGUACCUUCUGGUUCGCAGGUGGUCUUAUCCGGAGCCAGUAUAUACCCUGUGGCACAGUCGCACACUGCAUGCUGGGCGAUCAGCACACAGAAGUGGGAGCAGCCACCGUUGUUAAUGUCACACUGCUUAGCCAUCUCUGAGUAGGGAGAAUCCAUGAGAACAGAGGAUUAGGAGGCGAGUUGAGUUUGAACAAUGGGGGGGGGGGAUUAAUGAGGUUAACAUGUAAGCUACUAUAAGGUAAACAUAUGCAAUGUACAGGUUAAAACAGGGAUAUCUGCAAAUCCAAUCGAAUGCCAAGUGGAUGACAAGAUAGUUGACGUUACUGCAUUUGAUUUGACUUUAAACAGAUUACAGGGACCGCGUUGCUCACCGAUCUCACAGUUUUUCCCAUUGAAUUGAGGUAGACACCAGCAUACGUAAGCACUCAUGGCAUCUUUACACUUCCCCCCAUUCUGGCAUGGGUUGGACUCACACUGGUCCCCGUCUGUAGGGGCACAUAGACAAAGACCUGAGAUAGAUAGACUACUAUGAGAUAGAUGAGAUUAUACCAAUCAGCUCAUUGUACAACUCUACUAUCUCUACAGAAUAUCGAUUUAUUUUUAAUUUUUAGCCUUAAUGCUUACCAAGGUAAUUCGCCCAGAAUUGCAUCUAAAUCAAAAGAAACACCAUUAUUGAUGCUGUCCAUCACUUGACAUGGCAGAGCCUAAUGGGCAGAUGGACUUCAUGUGGGGUUGUAGGGGAUGCUACCUACUGUUUUCUCCUCGUUCUCAAACACUUCCCUCGCCUCCUCCAGAUUGCAGCGCUCCUCGAUACACUCCCUCUCCAGGUUGUCCUUCUUCAUCUCCUCGAAGGCCCCCGUGUUGUAGCGCUUCUGUCUCCUUAGGAGGGUGUCUGCAGACUGCCUGGACAGAAAGACUGAGGCUGGGGAGGAAACGAGGACAGAGAAACGAGGACAGAUAUGGGGGGGGGGGGGGUCACUAAAUGAACAAUUCGGUUGAAAUGAAUUCCCCUUAUAGGUUCAGGUUGGCAAAGCAUAUGUCGUUUCCCAUGAAGAAGAAAAUAUCAUCAUUGACAUGUAGAAAACGUCCCUUCCUCUGACUCUUCUCAUCCUCGCCCUUAUGCUCUCAUCCUGUAUCUGUACCCUGAAGCUUAUACAAUGUGCCAAUGCAUUUGACUGACUGACAACUGAACUGGAAGGAGCAGGGGUGUCAUGCACACCAAAAAUCAGAGGGGGCACAAAGUAUGUGAGGAUGACUAGGGGGGAGUCUGGAGGGGGGCUAGGGCCCCCGUCAGGAAGUUGAAGAAUUUUGCAUUUUCAAACACUUUAAACAGCUUUUUCCUGCUAUCUAGAGUCAUAAUCAUUAUGUUUAAUUCUAUUAAAAAAUAUAUGCUUAUUUUUCUGCAUGUCUAAGCAUACCUCUUGAGCAAUCUGUAUCCUCCCGACUGGUGGUUAUUUUUUUAAGAAACUAAAUACACUAUAUAUACAAACGUAUGUGGACAUAACAAUCGAGCACACAGCCAUGCAAUCUCCAUAGACAAACAUUGGCAGUAGAAUGGCCUUACUGAAGAGCUCAGUGACUUUCAAUGUGGAACUAUCAUAGGAUGCCACCUUUCCAACAAAUCAGUUCGUCCAAUGUCUGCCCUGCUAGAGCUUCCCCGGUCAAACUGUAAGUGCUGUUAUUGUGAAGUGGAAACGUUUAGGAGCAACAACGGCUCAGCCGCAAAGUGGUAUGCCACACAAGCUCACAGAAUGGGACCGCAGAGUGCUACAGCACGUAGCACGUAAAAAUGUGUCUGUCCUCAGUUGCAACACUCAUUACUGAGUUCCAAACUGCCUCUGCAAGCAACGUCAGCACAAUAACUGUUUGACGGGAGAUUCAUGAAAUGGGUUUCUAUGGCUGAGCAGCCGCACACAAGCCUAAGAUUACCAUGCGCAAUGUCAAGCGUUGGCUGGACUGGUGUAAAGCUCGCCACCAUUGGACUCUGGAGCAGUGGAAACGCAUUCUCUGGAGUGAUGAAUCACGCUUCACCAUCUGGCAGUCCGACGGAUUAAUCUGGGCUUGGCGGAUGCCAGGAGAAUGCUACCUGCCCGAAAGUAUAGUGCCAACUGUAAAGUUUGGUGGGGGGGGAAUAAUGGUCUGGGGCUGUCUUUCAUGGUUUGGGCUAGGCCCCUUAAUUCCAGUGAAGGGAAAUCUUAACUCUACAGCAUACAAUGAAAUUCUAUACGAUUCUGUGCUUCCAACUUUGUGGCAACGGUUUGGGGAAGGCAUUUUCCUGUUUCAGCAUGACAAUGCACUUGUGCACAAAGUGAGGUCCAUACAGAAAUGGUUUGUCAAGGCCUCCCGAGUGGCGCAGCGGUCUCAGGCACUGCAUCGCAGUGCUAGAGGCGUCACUAAAGACCAGGGUUUGAUCCCAGGCUGUGUCACAGCCGGCCGCGACCGAGAGGUCCAUGAGGCGGCGCACAAUUGGCUCAGCAUCGUCCGGGUUAGGGGAGGGUUUGGCCAGCCGGGAUGUCCUUGUGCCAUCGCGCUCUAGUGACUCCUUGUGGCGGCCAGGUGCGUGCCAGCUGUACGGCGUUUACUCCGACACAUUGGUGCAGCUGGCUUCCGGGUUAAGGGAACAGCGUGUCAGGAAGCAGUGAGGCUUGGCGGGGUCGUGUUUCGGAGGAAGCAUGGCUCUCGACCUUUGUCUUUCCGGAGUCCGUACAGGAGUUGCAGCGAUGGGACAAGACUGUUACUACCAUUUGGAUAUCACGAAAAAGGGGUAAAACGUGGAAGACCUUGACUGGCCUGCACAGAGCCCUGACCUCAACCCCAUCAAACACCUUUGGGAUGAAUUGGAACGCCGACUGCAAGCCAAGCCUAAUCACCCAACAGCAGCGCCCAACCUCACAAAUGCUCUUGUGGCUGAAUGGAUGCAAGUCCCCACAGUAAUGUUCCAACAUCUAGUGGAAAGCCUUCCCAGAAGAGUGGAGGCUGUUAAGGCAGCAAAGGGCAACUAACUCCAUAUUAAUUCCCAUGAUUUUGGAAUGAGAUGUUCGACGAGCAGGUGUCCACAUACUUUAGGUCAUGUAGUGUGUGAUUCCCUUCAUCUAUGCUAACUUCUGUGUAAAAGAUCGAAAGGAAUGUGAGUCUUAUCCAUUUAGCUAUUGCAUUUCUUUUCUAAAGCCUACCAACCUUGCCAGCAGGCAUGCCAGCUAAGAUAGUUAUACAAGUAAUCUACUCUAACUUGAUAGUCUGAAAUGGCUUCUUGGUAGCUAGUUAUAAGGAUGGGUGAUUGAGAACCUAUCUGGGCUAGCUAAAACAACUUCAUAAAAUUGGUAGAUGGCUAGGGAUUACAGAGAAACAACCACAAAAAAAUGCAUUAAAUGAUAAUAGAUAUAUAUUUUUAAACAGGACAAAGCUGAGGGGGAACAUGCCCCUGUGCCCUGUGCAUGAGUUAUCAGGGAAGAAGUGAGGCCAGUUUACUGAAAUCAAAGUCAAGCCCUGGUUUGGGUUUAUGUGAAGCAGAUAUAAUAGAAAAUGUUAUGUGAAUAAUAUGUGAAUCAAACAUCACAUUCGUACGGUAUUUCUAUACUAUCAUAAAGAAUGACAAAGAAGCACUUGUGAAAAGCAUAGGAUACUAUUUGUCGAUAUCUGUUUUUUUGUUAAAUGUGUGAAACCUACCUCCAGAAGUGAACUCGUUUUCCACCAUGAAUACCGCAGUUAUGACAAAUAAACAAAUCCUUGUCA